AUGUCGGGCAAAACCUACAAGAUCGCCGUCAUCCCCGGCGACGGAAUCGGACAAGAAGUCAUGCCAUGCGGUCUCAAAUCCCUUCACGCUGCCUCUGCUCGCUUCAACUUCAACCUAGCCAUCACCACCUUCGACUUUGCCUCGUGCGACUACUACGACAAGCACGGGAAGAUGAUGCCGGACGACUGGGUCGAACUUCUCACGCCCUUCGAUGCGAUCUACUUUGGCGCCGUUGGCGACCCGGCACGUCAUCCGGAUCACAUCACACUGUGGGGGUCUCUGCUUCAGAUGAGAAGGCAGUUCGACCAGUAUGUGAAUCUUCGACCUUGUCGUCUGGUCAAAGGUGUUCCGUCUCCACUCGCUGAUCCGGGCGAGAUCGAUUUCUGGAUCGUUCGAGAGAACACCGAGGGCGAGUACUCUGAGAUCGGUGGGAAGAUCUUCGAGGGGACAGAGAGGGAGACUGUGAUCCAGGAGACGGUCAUGACGAGGAUCGGUGUAGAUCGGAUCCUCAAGUACGCUUUCGAGCUGGCCAAGACGACGCGGAGGAAGAGGUUGACCAGUGCGACGAAGAGCAACGGUAUCAAGAUCACAAUGCCCUACUGGGACGAUCGGUUCAAACUCAUGUCCAAAAGCUAUCCUGAAGUGACGACGGAACAGUUCCACAUCGACAUCCUCACAGCACACUUUGUCGCCAAACCGAGCCACUUCGACGUCGUCGUAGGCUCCAACCUUCACGGCGACAUCCUCUCGGAUCUGGGACCAGCCGUCACAGGCACCAUCGGUAUCGCUCCUUCUGGGAACAUCCAUCCGGAGGCAAAGUUUCCAAGCCUCUUCGAACCAGUUCACGGUUCAGCACCGGACAUCAUGGGCAAGGGCAUCGCCAAUCCGGUAGGCAUGAUCUGGGCCGGUCAGAUGAUGCUGUUGCACUUGGGCGAGAAGCAGGCUGCCGAAGCCAUGAUGAAGGCGAUCGAUCGGGUGUUGGGUGAGGCGGAUCAGAGCGUGCUCACGCCAGACAUGAAGGGCAAAGGCACAACGCAAAAGUUGGGAGAUGCUAUCGCCGAGGCGAUUGCUUCCGUCUGA
This is a messenger RNA of Pseudozyma hubeiensis SY62, 1080 nucleotides long. RefSeq lists its product as hypothetical. Bases 1 to 1080 code for a protein of 359 amino acids. Gene Ontology annotation, molecular function: oxidoreductase activity, acting on the CH-OH group of donors, NAD or NADP as acceptor; magnesium ion binding; NAD binding. The transcript has a single exon. NCBI's taxonomy places the organism in Eukaryota, Fungi, Basidiomycota, Ustilaginomycetes, Ustilaginales, Ustilaginaceae. The record is from RefSeq and is a predicted model, not a curated record.